AUGACACCACUGGUAAGCAAGAAGAUGGACCAAUUUCUGGUUGUGAUUGUGCCAAAUCCGAGCUGAGCCAGCUGCCACUGAGCUGUUGAGUACUGUCAGGUGCUCUCUGGAUGUGUGAAACUGAUUCUUCCCAGCAAAAGCAAAGCCAAGCCAGGAGGAUGGAUUUUUUUUGUCAGACACACAGAAUCUGCUCACCCUCUGCAGGAUGCUCCCCAGGAGAGCCGGCCCGUCAACAACGAGGACAGAGAGAUGUCCCAGCACGCCCUUCCCAGUGGUGAGGAUGAUGAGGAUGACAGUGACAGCGACAGCGAUGACGAUGACGUGAAGGUCACAAUUGGCAACAUCAAGACGGGAGCGCCGUCCUACAUGGGAACUCCUAUGAAUCUAAACUUAAAAACGGGUAGAGGCUAUGGAGCAUCAGCUUCAGCCAAGUUGCAGCCCAAAGGUAUUGACUUGGAUGCCGCAGGGAAUAUUAAUGGAUUGCCUGUGAUAGAAGUGGAUUUGGAUUCAUUUGAAGACAAACCGUGGAGGAAACCAGGUGCUGAUCUUUCUGAUUACUUUAAUUAUGGAUUCAAUGAAGAAACAUGGAAAGCUUAUUGUGAAAAGCAGCGGCGGCUUCAGCUGGGGCUGGACCCUGCUCCUCCCAUCAGCACUGAGAACAAGAUCACGGUUCAGCAGGGAAGAACAGGAAAUGCUGAAAAAGAAGUAGAAAACAACAUCAUCAAAACAGAGUUCAAAACAGACUUCUUGGCUCUGGUGGGAGGACGAAUGAAGGCUGGGCCUCCUCCCAACAGGAAGCUGGGUGGGACCAUUGAUGUGAUCGGGGGCCAGGCAGGCACGAUCCGCAGGGUGGAAGGGAGACGUCGGGAUAAACACGCCACGGAGGAAAACCCCAUUCAGGUCCUGGGAGACCACGGCAGCAAGCCCCAGCCCCCCCAGCAGCCCCAGCAGCCCUCGCAGCCCCAGCAGCCUCCUCAGCAGCAGCCGUUCGCUCCACCAGCAGGGCCUCCGCCUCCCCCGCUCGCCGGGCCUCCUCCUCCGCAUUUCCUGCACCCUCCUCCUCCAGUGACUUCUGUUCCACCUCCCCUGCAUCCUCCAGGCCUGCCACCUCCAGGUCCAAUUCCAGGGUUGUUCCCACCACCUCUGGCACCACCACCAGCCCUCCUCAUCCCAACCUUGGAUGGGCAGCCAGCCAGCUACAACAACAGGCAGCCACCUCCCUUUGGCUACAACUCUGCAGAUUCAGGUUUCAUCAGCUACCCCCCCAUCUCCACGUCCCACACGCCCUGGGUGACCACGGUGGACAAGGGCACGAGCAGCUCCAGCAGCAGCCACUGGGAAUACUCGGGCUCCAGGCGCGAGAGGGAGCGUGAGCGAGAGCGCGAACGGGAGAGGGAGCGAGACCGAGACCGCGACCGCACCCCGACCACCAGUGAAUACAACAAUGAUGAUGAGCGGUACCGCUACUACAGCCGCGAGCGCAGCUACGACUUCGAGCGCGAUUACCGGCGCAGCCGCGACCGCAGCCGCGAGCGCGAGGAGCGGCACCGCGAGCGCCGCCACCGCGACAAGGACGACGGCAGCAAACACAAAUCCUCCCGCAGGAAGCAGCACGAGAGCGAGGAGGGGGAGAGCCACCGGCGCCACAAGCACAAAAAGAACAAGCGGAGCAAGGAGGAGAAGGAGGCCAGCGAGGACGGAGCCCAGGAGGGCGAGGAGCAGGACACCAAGGAGUGAGGGAGGCCCCCAUCAGCCCUCGGCAGGAACUCACUCCCGUGGAACCAGCAUGGCUUUGGUGAUAUUUUGCUUGGGGGGUGAUUUUUUUUUAUUAUUAUUUUUUACUUUUUUCCAAGGGAAGAGGCUGACUGGGCGAGCCGUGGCACAGCCGGCAGCGCUUCCGGAGCUGAGGCUGCACGUGCCCUUAAACUUCCUUUUUUUGUUUGUUUUUGAUACAAGACAAUACAGCAGUACUAGUUACAAAGCACUGAGCUACUCAUCCACAUCCCUAGGGAGAACUUUGGUGUAUCAGAUCCUAUGGUUUCUGAUGGAAGAUGGCUUCAGCUGAAACUAACGCAAUUAGGUCGUAGUUCUUGGUUCUUUUUGUCAUCAUCAUUCCUUUUUGAGAACUAGGACAGUAAGUGCAACUUGAAAUUUAUUGUCCAAAGAACAGCGUGGCUUAGAUCCCAGCAGCCAGCUUAGAGUCUGGCGUCCAGUAGUGACAAGUCUCAUCCCCGAAUAAAUUUCUUUCUAGCUACAAAAACAGCUUCUGAUUUCUCCGUGGCCAGCUGGGCGUGUCAGGAGGAGCUGCAGGAUCUGCUCCAGGUGGGCACAGGGGCCUGCCUGGAUGUGACAGCUUCCAGAAGCUGCUGAGGGCGUUCACACAGCGUGUGCAGAGACUCCAAAACUGGCUUUUUUUAUCCAUUGCAAAGGUAGUUCUGUCACAUUGCACCUCUACGUGGGGAAUCAAUGAAGAUCCAUAGCAAGAGCAUGAAUUUCUCUUUAAUUCCUUUUGACUUAACUAUUUUAUUUCCUUUUUUUACUAAGAGUUGACUGAAUAACCUAGAGUGCAGUAGAGAACACCAAGUCCCAGUUAGCAGUUUGCCCUCGUGGGGUUGGCAUUUCUAUUUGGGUAUCACCAACACUCCUGUCCAAUGCAUUCCUUUCCCUUAGAUUCCAAAAUAAAUUUAGUCAAAUUCCAAAGUUUCUUUGGACUUAGUAUUGGUUGGGGAAAGGCAACAGAGAUGUUUCUGGGUGGGAAGAACAGGGGAAAUAAUUUUGAGGGGUUUGGGUCUGUCUGGUCCUUAGGAUCUACCCUUCUGUUCAUGUGACUCCACAAAUGUCUCAUUUUCCUUUGACUUGUUAUUUAAAACUGUCUGAAAUAUUUGUCCUAAAAUAAUACGGUUCUGAAAUGUUCUGUAUUUUUUGGUAUUGUAA
This is a messenger RNA of Pseudopodoces humilis (Tibetan ground-tit), 2934 nucleotides long. RefSeq lists its product as uncharacterized. Gene Ontology annotation, cellular component: mRNA cleavage and polyadenylation specificity factor complex. The record is from RefSeq and is a predicted model, not a curated record. NCBI's taxonomy places the organism in Eukaryota, Metazoa, Chordata, Aves, Passeriformes, Paridae.